Messenger RNA from Clonostachys rhizophaga, 2040 nucleotides. Lineage: Eukaryota; Fungi; Ascomycota; Sordariomycetes; Hypocreales; Bionectriaceae. The record is from the annotation of a GenBank genome assembly.
AUGAAGGGUGGUUUCUUGCUGGCGACCGCUACCAUCGCCUCACCGGCCGUGGCGCAAAUGCUGACGGGAUUCGGUUCCUACCCGUACCAACCAGUAUGUGCAGAGAGUUGCCUACGGUCAUUCUCCUCGUAUAUGCUGGACUGCACAAGCAUGUCUCACGAUGAUAUGAUGAUGAUGACUACCUCUCCGGAUUGCCUGGCUAACAACACGGCAUAUCUCACAUCGGUCGCAUGGUGCUUGAACACCAAGUGCUCUCAGGCUGGUGAACGCGCAUCAGGUAUCGAAUCAUUGUGGGAGCGUAAGAUUACAGGGAACAAGAAGGUGGCGGCCAAGUGGUCCUACGGCGAGGCGCUGGCCAACGUCAACCCCAGGCCACCGCAGUAUCAGCUCACUGUCAAUGAUACCAGUCUGAACACUACGGCUAUUGUUGUCCCUACGGUAUACCUGGCGCAAUACAAUGUUCUGAGUGCUGUGUACCGAUCAGCAGUCCUCGAGUCCGCAUACGGAAUCGCCAUCUUGGUUGCCAGCCUCGGCAUUCCCGUGGCUUUGACAUGGCUUGGAUAUCUGCCAUAUAUGGGAACAUUUUACGAUAAGAUCCGCCCAUAUAUCGUGUAUCCAAGCCUGAUUGGAUCGUACCAAGUUCGAUCUCUACCUUACUUACUCGGAAACGCCCCCACAAUUGGCCAGACCUUUUAUAUCGUGGUCUUUCUCAUUCUUAACGUUGUGCUAUCUGCUAUUGAGUAUGAAGGACGCCAGCCUAAUGCGUGGUAUGCAAGUUCUUGGCAGGAAAUCAGCGCCUACGUGAUGUAUCGAACCGGCGCGUUCGCCUUCAUGCUGUUUCCAGUGCUGCUAUUCUUUUCAUCAAGGAACAACAUUCUUCUCUGGCUGACCAACUGGUCACACUCUACCUUCCUCCUCCUGCACCGCUGGGUUGCUCGCGUCCUUAUGCUCUACGUCGUCAUCCACUCCAUCAUCGGCCUGCAAAUCUACUCGCGAUACGCGUCAACAUCCUGGUGGAUAUGGGGCGUUGUUGCCACAAUUUUCACCGUCAUCAUCACCUUUGCCAGCGGGCUGUACGUAAGAAAGGCUCAAUACGAACUCUUCCUCAUCUCGCAUAUCGUCCUGGCGGUGUUCAUCCUGGUCGGCUCAUGGUACCAUCUUGUGCAAUGGUACGCCAGCAUGGGCAUGUACAUCCCCGACUCAUCAGGUUACGAGGUGUGGCUAUAUUUUGCCUUCUCCGUCUGGUUCUUUGAUCGCGCCGCGCGAAUUGCCCGCAUGAUCAAGGCAGGCUUGAGGCGGGCCGAAGUGACGGAACUGGGCGAUGGGUACGUCCGUGUCGACGUGGACGGUCUACGCUACGGUUCCGCGCCGGGAAAGCACUCCUACGUUUACUUCCCUACGCUCGCUCCAUGGCGGCCGUGGGAGAACCAUCCUUUUUCCAUUAUUCCCACGCACAUGCUGCAGCCGGAGCGCGCGGGCGAGAGAGUCUGCUUAGUGGAGUCUGAAGACGCUGAAAAGCAGAAUCAAGUCUCGGCUACUGCUGGUAGAGUCUUACCCAAUGGUGCCUCGGGAGCGGGGAUCACUCUACUCAUAAAGAAGGAAGCGGGCGUCACCAAGUUCCUGAAAUCUGAUGAUAAUUUGCUCGUGCUGCUGGAUGGACCCUACUCAAACAACCAUACGAGCGCGGUGCUGCGGUGUGAUCGUCUGCUGUUGAUCGGCGGCGGGAUUGGCAUCACAGGAUUGUUGCCUUGGUCAUUUAAUCACUAUAAUGUCAAGUUGGCCUGGAGUGUCAAGGAAUCUGCUAAGUUUCUCGUCGAUGCGGUGGCGCUGGAGCACAUUGGUGAUAGGGAUAUUAGGGUGGGCAGUAGACUAGCUGUGAUUGAGCUGAUCGCCGAGGAGGCGGAGAUGGGAUGGGCGAGGAUUGGGGUUGUUGUCUCUGGACCUGGAUCACUUUGUGACGACGUCCGGGCUGCUGUUGCAGCGGCAGGGAAGAAAACGAAUGUUGUGUUUGAUCUUGAGGUCGACGCAUAUUCGUGGUGA